This is a messenger RNA of Penicillium griseofulvum, 1026 nucleotides long. Its product is annotated as putative nucleoside-diphosphate-sugar epimerase. The record is from RefSeq and is a predicted model, not a curated record. NCBI's taxonomy places the organism in Eukaryota, Fungi, Ascomycota, Eurotiomycetes, Eurotiales, Aspergillaceae. The coding region runs from base 1 to 1026 and encodes 341 amino acids. The transcript is spliced from 3 exons.
AUGGCUCCUAAGGUUUUCCUGACUGGCGCCACUGGCUACAUCGGCGGGGACGGUUUGUUUACUAUUGCUAGCACCCACCCUGACUGGGAAUUCUCAGCCCUGGUCCGUAGCGAGGAAAAGGCAAACCAGGUUACCAGCAAAUAUCCGCAGAUUAGGACUGUGAUCGGUGAUCUAGACUCGUCCGAGCUGAUCGAAGAAGAAGUCAAGAAAGCAGAUAUUGUCUUCCACUUCGCUGAUUGCGAUCAUGUUGCCGCAGCUAAGGCCAUCACUAAAGGCGCUCAGCACCAUACCCCUGAGCGUCCAUUGUGGCUGAUCCAUACCUCCGGUACUGGUAUCUUGACGGUCGAGGACCAGCGCGCUGGCACUUACGGUAUUGAGCGCCCUAAGGAGUAUAACGACUGGGAGGGUGUCAGUGAGCUGGUAAACCUUCCAUCAGAUGCUUUCCACCGUAAUGUGGACGAGAUCAUCAUCGGGGCUGGUCAGCAGAGUCCCGCUAGUGUGAAGGUCGCAGUCGUUUGCCCACCUACCAUCUACGGUCCUGGCCGGGGCCCUGGUAACACAAAGAGUAUACAAGCCUACUUGCUCAGUGCUGCAGUGUUGAAGCGCAAACAUGGUAUUCUGGUUGGAAAAGGUGAGAACAUCUGGCACCAGGUUCAUGUCCAGGAUCUGAGCAAUGUCUAUCUGGCCCUGGGCGAAGCAGCCUCAGUAGGAGGUGGCAAGGCUACCUGGAAUAACGAGGGUUACUACCUCGCUGAGAAUGGGUCCUUUGUAUGGGGUGAUAUUCAACGCGCUAUUGCGCAGUCUGCUUUUGAUAAGAAGCUUAUUGCUUCUCCUAAUGUUGAGUCUCUCGAUGGUGCCCAGACGACCGAGGUACAUCCUGCCGGAGUCUAUGCUUGGGGCUCUAACUCUCGCGGCAACUCGAUCCGUGCGCGCAAGCUAUUUGGUUGGACACCCCAGAAGCCUAAGCUGAUUGAUCUUAUUCCUGAUAUUGUCGAGGGUGAGGCUAAGUCUCUUAGCUUGCUGUGA